Messenger RNA from Amaranthus tricolor (Joseph's coat), 1040 nucleotides. Its product is annotated as bidirectional sugar transporter SWEET4-like. NCBI's taxonomy places the organism in Eukaryota, Viridiplantae, Streptophyta, Magnoliopsida, Caryophyllales, Amaranthaceae. Gene Ontology annotation, biological process: carbohydrate transport. The record is from RefSeq and is a predicted model, not a curated record. Gene Ontology annotation, cellular component: membrane. The transcript has 6 exons. Bases 118 to 843 code for a protein of 241 amino acids. Gene Ontology annotation, molecular function: sugar transmembrane transporter activity.
UUUGAGCAUUUUCUUCUCUCUAUCUCUUCACGCACACUUUCUCACUCUUCACGCUUUCUCUCUUUUGCUUCGAACUUGUGAAGAAUUUGCUGUUCUGUUAAAGCUCCGAGCAAUAUCAUGGUGAAAGCAGACAUUAUUCGUAGUGCUCUAGGAAUUAUUGGCAAUGUCACUUCAUUUUUGUUGUUCGCCUCCCCUGCGCCUACAAUUAGGAGAAUCCUAAAGAACAAGUCUGUUGAAGAAUUCAAAUAUCAUACAAUUGUGGCUGGUUUAAUCAACUGCGCUAUGUGGGUGUUUUACUCUAUGCCGUUUGUUCAUCCACAUAGCAUUCUGGUCACCACUAUCAACAGUAUUGGCUUUUUUAUGUAUAUAAUCUACAACAUCAUAUACUUGCUUUACUCUGACAACAAGAAAAGGAAGCAUAUUGUUUUGUAUUAUCUUGGUGAAAUUUUGCUUAUGGCUAUGUUGAUAUGCAUAACAAUGCUAGUAUUCUACACUCAUGCAACAAGGACUAGGUUUGUUGGGAUCUUUUGUGACGUGUUUGGAAUUAUCCUCUAUGGCUCUCCUCUUACUAUUAUGUACAAAGUAAUAAAAACUAAGAGCGUCAAAUUCAUGCCACUAUCACUUUCCUUGGCUGGUUUUGCAAAUGGAGUCAUAUGGAGUGCAUACGCCUUAAUCAGAUUUGAUAUCUACAUUUUGAUUGGCAAUGGAGUAGGAGCCAUUCUUGGGGCGAUCCAACUUAUUUUGUACGCUUGGUACUACAAAUCUACAUCAAAGGAUGAAGUUAAUGAAACCCAACUACAAUCCUCAAGAACCUCAACCAUUGUUAAUAUCACUGCAGUUUAGGAUCAUACAAUAAUGAUCAAGCUUCCCUGCACAUCUGUUCUAUAUACGUACAUCAAAGGAUGAAGCUAAUGAUUUUGUUAAACAAUAACAUGCACCAUAACCCUAAUUCCAAAAUAAAGUUUUGUUAGAUUUCCUAAAGCGGUUUUUUGGGGGGAUCUAUGUUAAUGUGAUGAACUGAUUAUAGCUUAAUUUCUAAA